Molecule: messenger RNA, 5360 nt
Organism: Carassius auratus (goldfish)
Lineage: Eukaryota; Metazoa; Chordata; Actinopteri; Cypriniformes; Cyprinidae
Product: tyrosine-protein kinase receptor UFO-like
Exons: 20
Coding region: 483-3230 (915 amino acids)
Biological process (GO): cell surface receptor protein tyrosine kinase signaling pathway; cell migration; natural killer cell differentiation
Cellular component (GO): plasma membrane; signaling receptor complex
Molecular function (GO): ATP binding; transmembrane receptor protein tyrosine kinase activity; protein binding
Source: RefSeq, a predicted model, not a curated record
GGUGAAGGAAGGGGUGGUGGUGUCGGAGGAGGAGGGGAGGAGAAACACAGUUGAGUGGAGGAAUGUGAGUCUGUCUGGAGGCGUCCUGAUGGGAGAGGAGUUUGGAGGCAAAAGGAAAGUCUGACAUAAAAACACGCGUCGCGUUUCCAAAAAUAACACGCUCUGAUUGAGCUUUCGGCGCUUCAACAGUCUACUUCACGUUCAGGAUUACACCAAAAAGAUUUUGAGCCUAAAGAAGUGUGGGGGAAGUUUAAAAGAGAAGAAAGGAAGACUUUACUGCUUGUGCUGCUUUUGGAAACAGAUUUCAGCAGAUGAUAAUUUUGGGGAAAACUUUAGAUCUGCUAUUUUGAACCUGAUGAUUCAAGUUAAUCCCCCUUUUUUUCUUGCAAUCUGUCCUUUUUUUUUUUUUUUUUUUUUUUUUGCUGAGGACUCUGUGUUUGCCCAAGAAGAUUCGCUGAUCUGUGGAGAGCUGAAACGAUGCGAUGAUGAUGCGAUCCGUGACUGAUUCUCACGCGACGCCGAGCAGAAUGAGCGUCUCGAGCUUCACUCUGCUCCUCGUGACGGUGAUGCGCCUCGGGGACGCGCAGAGUCUGUCAGGGUCACGUUUCGUGGAGAGCCCGGGGAACGUGACCUCCUCUCUUGGGAAGCUGGUGGUGGUCCAGUGUGUCCUGCGAGGGGACGGCGAGGACCAGGGACCCCUGGAUGUGAUCUGGCUGAAGGACGGACAGCCGCUGGAGUUAGCCGACACUAACCAGAUGCAGCUCCCCGUGGAUGAGAACGGCUGGCUGGUGUUUAGUGAACUCAGGAUAGAGGAGGUUCAGCUCUCAGAUAUGGGCUUCUAUCAGUGUGCGGUUUCCUCUGGAGAAGACGAGGUGUUAUCCAUGGAGGGACACAUUGAACUAGAAGGUCUCCCUCAUUUCUCGGUGGAGCCGCAGGAUUCGUCGGUCGUGGCUAACGAGGAGCUGAGUCUGCUCUGUGUGGCUCACGGUCCUCCUGAUCCGGUGCGGGUCAUCUGGCUCCAGGACGGGGCUCCUCUCAAUGACCUGAACGACCCCGUAUCCCUGUCGCCCUCAACACUCAUCCUCUCAGGCUUGAAUAAGAGCAGCUCUUUCUCCUGUGAAGCACACAAUCGUAAAGGUGUGGCGUCGUCUGGCACAGGUGUUGUGACCGUUCUUCCUUCCCAGCCCCAUGAGAUUGAAGCUGAUGAAAUCACAAACUCAAGUCUCCGUCUGUCUUGGCACAUGGGCUUCGGAGGAAUCUAUCCCAUCAGCCACUGCACUGUUCAGGUCAAAGCCUCUGGUGAAGCCUCUGAUGAGAUGAUCUCCAGUCAGACGGUCAGCGCGCCGGUCACCAGUCGUCUGAUCUCAGGUCUGGAGAGCUUCAGUCAGUAUGAUCUCAGACUGGCCUGCUGGAGCAGUCAGGGCGUCUCUAACUGGAGCGUCUGGAUGAGCGUCAGCACCAGUGAAGGAGUUCCAGACGCAGCCCCAGACAAUGUGACAGCUGUGGUGAACGGAACAGAAGUGAUCCUGAGAUGGACAGAACCUCCUGGAAAGAUGAACGGACAUCUGCAAGGAUACAGGAUGGAGUACAGCACACCUAACCUGGGACAGCAGGUUGUGGUGGACACAGGUUUGGACACAGAGCUGUUUGUCAAUCUCUCAGUCCCCCUGUCGAACGUUUCCUUCAGAGUGUGUGCGUACACCGGAGCAGGACAGGGGCCCUGGACGCCCCUCCAAACCAUCACACUCAUUCCUGCAGAAACAGGGCAAUCCAGAGGUAUGGACAGUCCUCCGGCGUUCUCCUGGCACUGGUGGUACGUGGUCAUGGCCAUCGCCGCCGCCGUCGCUCUCACUGUGCUCCUGACCGUCUACGUGACCCGGCUGAGGCGGAAGGAGACACGCUUCGGUGAGGCGUUUGAGCCCAUGAUGGAGAGCGGUGAACUCGUGGUGCGAUACCGAGCUCGUCGAACAUACAGCCGACGCACAGCAGAAGCCACACUGAACUCUCUGGGGAUCAGCGAUGAGCUCAAGCAAAAGCUACAGGACGUGAUGGUGGACAGACACAAGCUAACGCUGGGAAAAACACUCGGGGAAGGUGAGUUCGGCUCUGUGAUGGAGGGUUCGCUCUCUCAGGAGGACUCUGUGCUCAAAGUGGCAGUGAAGACCAUGAAAAUUGCUAUCUGCACUCGCACUGAAAUGGAAGAUUUCCUGAGAGAAGCGGCGUGCAUGAAGGAGUUCGAUCAUCAGAACGUCAUGCGGCUCCUCGGUGUGUGUCUGCAGACGGUGGAGAGUGAAGGCUAUCCGUCUCCUGUGGUCAUUCUUCCCUACAUGAAGCACGGUGACCUCCACAGCUACCUGCUGUACUCCAGACUCGGAGACGCACCUGUGUAUCUGCCGUCUCAGAUGCUGGUGAAGUUCAUGACGGAUAUCUCCAGAGGAAUGGAGUACCUGAGCAGAAAAAACUUCAUCCACAGAGACCUGGCGGCUCGAAACUGCAUGUUAAAUGAGAACAUGAAUGUGUGUGUGGCGGACUUUGGCUUGUCUAAGAAAAUCUAUAACGGAGACUACUACAGACAAGGACGCAUCUCUAAGAUGCCCGUCAAGUGGAUCGCCAUCGAGAGUCUGGCGGACAGAGUCUACACCAGCAAGAGUGACGUGUGGUCAUUUGGAGUGACAAUGUGGGAGAUCGCCACUCGAGGUCAGACACCGUACCCUGGAGUGGAAAACAGUGAAAUCUAUGAUUAUCUGAGACAGGGCAACCGUCUGAAACAGCCUCCAGACUGCCUGGACAGCAUCUAUUCCCUGAUGUUUUCCUGCUGGCUCCUGAGCCCCAAGGACAGGCCGAGCUUCGAGAUCUUGUGCUGCGAGCUCCAGAAGGUCCUGGAAGAUCUUCCGAGCCAAGACCCAGAGGAGAUCCUCUAUGUGAAUAUGGAGGAGACUUCUGGAGAGCUGGGGGCCGUGGGGGGCUGGGACCCUAUAAUGGGGGUCCCGUGUGCUCUGGGGGCCCUGAAGGGUUCGGCCUCAGUGGCCACUGUAGAGGUCCAUCACCCCAACCGCUACGUGAUCUGCCCUCAGCAUGAGAACCAGCGCCUCCUCAACGCCGACUCCAUGGAGAGUGUGACCCUGAUGGGGCCUGCUCCCUCGCCCUCGUCCCGCUCCACCCCAGUGCCCUCUGAAGGACCCUCCCCGGAGGACCGAGAUCAGAAGAAGAAAGGGCCGUGGAAGGGAUGACCAGGACUGUCUCUGCUGGAGAGCUGAGCUAUCAUUUUGCACAGACAGGCCUCACACUCCACCAGACAUUCAGUGUUUAAAGCGAAUUGUGUCUUUUUUAUGCUUUUCAGACAAACGUGUUUCCUCUUCAUUCCAAAGUCCUCAAAACCAAAUGAAUUAUAUAUUUUGUCUUUCAUGCUAUCAUAACCAGAAACAAAGAGAGAAGUUUCUGUCCACUUUGACAAGUGAUGUGCGCAGCAUCAACCCAUGUAUCAGAUCACUGGUGUAUUGAGUGAUGUGUGCUGCUGUUGCUCAGACCAUCAUCUCUUCACUGCACACCAGCAGACAGACCACUUGUAUCACAAGCUUCCUGUGGGAGACAGUUUCUAACAGGAAGUGAGGACUCCUGUCUCAUUAUUUCCUGUAACACUUCUCCCAAUGGUUCAGUCGUGAAAUGUAGUUCGUAGAUCAGUUGUCUCUGGAAAGGUUGUGUCAUGUGCACACAACAGGAACUGGACGGUGCUAGAUUCAACAGGAAUGCUGUGACUUUCAAAAUGGUGCGGUGUGUUCCCGUCAUUAGGGUUAGUGAUCUGAGUACCUCUGUGUUUUACACUCUGGUGAUGCACAUGAAUGAUCCCUUAAAUUGUACGGCUUGUUUAGGAGAUGUGUUACUUUUUUAUAAACUAAAUGUGGUUAAAUAGUAAGAGACAUGGGAGUGGGCUUUUUUUAACCCUAGCACCACCAAGAACACCCUAGUCUUAAAUCUUGAAUCUAACCAGUUAAAGCCUCUUUUCUGUAAGCUUUACAUUUUAAAGUGAAGUUAGCUUUCUGCUGAUAUUAAUUGCACAAUAUAUUCAUCAUCGACUCAGGAUAUGCUUGGAUUUACAAUGACCACUGACACAAAGGUCAGAUAACUAGCUUGACACUGCCAGCCUCCAGAAUGGGACAGAACUGGUCAAAGCUUGAAUCUGUGUCUGUUCUCCAAGACAUUUUUCUCUCUCAAGACUCCUCACCAGCAUCUUUAUCCAAAGAAACACAUGGAGGAUGACGAGAGUAAUCUGUGCUAGGUCUAACAUGUCAAACCAAAUCCUCAGUAAUUGUGUUUGACCCUACAGACUCUAGCUGACCUCCAGGUGAAUGUGGACUGUUUCUAAGGGUUUCUCAAUCUACAGGGUUUUUUUACAUUGAUUUGAGACCAAUUUUGUGGUUUCUUGUAAGGUUUAGAUGAUUAGACAGGGCAGUAGACUAGACUAAGCUGUGUAAGGCCACACAUUCAACAGGUCUUUGCUCAUCAGACCCUUCCUCAGACUCAAGCACAGUCUGGUUUCUUCUUUCUCUUCUUUCUUUCUUUUUUUGUAAAUUGUAUAUUUUGCACUUAUCAUUUUUGUCAUUGUAUUGUUUGUAUUUCUUUGUUUAUCCAUUUAGUUUAUCUAAUGAUGUACUUUUACCAUAUUAUCAUGCCAUGAUAAUAUUUAUAAAAAAGGCUGUUUCAAAAUAACUUCAAAAACAGAAAUAGAUGUUCUGAAACUAAAUUAUUUACAUAUAACCAAUGUUUGGAAAGUAUUUCCCCGUCAGAUUGACUGAUUGAACAUUUUGGCUAAGAUUAACCAAAAUUAACACAACUUCCCCCUAUUUUUCUGUCAGUCACCUUGUGUGUAUAUUUUCAUGCUCACAUUUUUCAAUCACUGUCUUUCAUGAUGAGAAACACUGUGUGUUUAAAUAUUUGGAUUUUACAGGACACAUUCAACUACACUUCUGCAUGUGAUGUUUCAUUGUCAAAACCUGCAUCUUCUUUAUGUAAUUUUACAAAUGAUUUAGCCUGUCAGUAAAUCAGCCAGUGAUUAUCAAAUGAUGGAGAAGAGUUUUAUAAUUCAUCCAGGUGUUUCGUGUACUAAAGCUAUUCAUUUAAAGCAAACUUUUGCAUUCUCUGUUGACAGAAGUACAAAUAUUAUUUUAUCAACAUAUGAAUUCACAGACAGAAGCACGCUUCAAAGUGCCUUUGAAAGCCAGUAUUUUUCCUUAAAUGGCUCGGUUUACGGUGCACAAGUGUACAGCUUUAGGUUUAUAUGUCUAAUGUUUUCUAAAUAACAUCAAUGUCAUUAUUGUGAUUUUGAUAUGCUUUUUAUUAAAAUAACUGUACUACCUGCAAAA